Messenger RNA from Talaromyces stipitatus ATCC 10500, 1323 nucleotides. RefSeq lists its product as uncharacterized. The record is from RefSeq and is a predicted model, not a curated record. NCBI's taxonomy places the organism in Eukaryota, Fungi, Ascomycota, Eurotiomycetes, Eurotiales, Trichocomaceae. The transcript has 3 exons. Gene Ontology annotation, molecular function: RNA-DNA hybrid ribonuclease activity; nucleic acid binding. The coding region runs from base 1 to 1323 and encodes 440 amino acids. Gene Ontology annotation, biological process: DNA replication, removal of RNA primer.
AUGCCUCUCAUAAUCAAGGGAGUGGAAAUCAAGCCUGUGGACUCGAUCAAAUAUCUCGGGUUCUAUCUGGAUACCUACCUCAGCGGGGAAGUGCACGUACAGGAGAUGAGAGAGAAGGUGGCAAAACUGGUAGCAGGAUUAAGCUCAAUCACAGGAUUGACAUGGGGAACGCCCCUAGUUCAUCUAAGGAAAAUAUAUAUGGCUGUUCUCCAGCCACAAAUCAUGUACACGUGCUCCACAUGGUAUAUACAAGGUAGAAAAGGCUUCACUGGUGCGCAACGGGUUGCGGAGCAAGCUAUCCAAUCGAUCCAGGAUCAGGCUCUUCACCGGAUAUCUGACGCCUUCAAACGUACGUCACAACAGGCCCUAGAGGUCUGCCUCCACGUACCACCUGCAGAGCUCACGCUCGCAAAGCUGGCUGAGGAGGCCUGCCUGCGGAUCAUGACCUCGCCACUUCGAUCUACGCUUUACUACAUACUUCUUUACCGACGGAAGUGGCUUGACAAUGGGAUUGGGGCAGCAGUCUACUCAUCAAUAGGACAGGCCUAUAAGCCAGUAGGCUCAUCUGAUACACAUACUGUUUACGCAGGGGAGCUGGAGGGAAUCGACGCGGCAUUGGAAAUCCUACUCCAAAGCCAGCCACGUGGCGACAACCCACACGAAGCCACGAUCUACACAGAUAAUCAAGCCGCGAUACGCGCCACGUGCCAGCCAGGGCGGUCCUCUGGGCAGUAUAUCAUCCGAAGGAUCGUACGACACCUGGGCCUCCUACGCGACAACCGAUCCCGAUGGCGUGUACGACUACAGUGGGUGCCAGGCCACGAAGGGGUCCCAGGCAACAAGAAAGCAGACCAACUUGCAAAGUUGGCUGCAGUUGAGGCGACACGGCGCUUUGCAAAGUGGUGGAAGGAUCAGUGGGAGUAUGCUAAGCAUGGACGGCAUCUCUAUCGGAUAAUUAAAGAGCCAACGAAGACAGUGUUGCAGCUGCACGAAGGAUUACAACGGGCCUGGAGUUCGGUGUUGAUCCAACUACAAACAGGUAAAUCAGCGCUACGCAGCUUCCUAGCGAGUGUACGGAUUGAAGACUCACCUCAAUGCCAAUGUGGCCUUGGAGAUCAGGAUACGGCCCACGUCCUCGUACGGUGCCCUAUCCAUAUAAACCUACGUUUGAAGACCCUCUGGAAAGAAGCACGCGAAACAGACUAUCGGAAGCUCCUCAGCGAACCUCAGUGGGUUCAGCAGAGUAUCGAUUUCAUGAUGUGGACUGGUCUAUUGACACAGUUCCGUCACGCAAUCCCCCUAAUAAUCACGCGCUCACAGUGA